AUGACUACAACAGUUCCAUUGAUUUAUUCAUUUCCUGAGUUUUUAGGAGUUGCUGAUGCAGUUGCUGAUCAUAUUAUUACUGCUCAAAAUCAAACACUUUACAAUACUACUGAUCUUGAUCAAAUUGAACUAAUCAAACAAAGAUCAGGUAAUACCCCUUCACAUACUCCAAGACAUAGUCAAAGUGGUAUAGAAUUGCCUUCAACUACAGCAUCAGGCGCGUUGAAUACUCCACUAUCAAGAAAUGGAUCAUCACCUAAAUUGAAUAAUAACAACGGAAACACUACCACUACUAGUAGUAGUGGUAGACCUAAAAAGGAAAAGAAAAUUCAAAAAAAACAAGAAGUUCGAUUUAAAAUUGCCAUUUCUGGUGGUUCAUUAAUAAAAAUUUUACAUCAAGGAUUAUUACCAAGACAAAAAUAUAUUGAAUGGGAUAAAUGGGAUAUUUAUUUUGCUGAUGAAAGAUUAGUACCGUUUGAAAGUCCUGAUUCAAAUUAUGGUCAAGCUAAAAGAGAAAUAUUUGAUUUAAUUACUGGUGAUAAAAAACCAAGAAUAUUCCAUGUUGAUGAAUCAUUAAUUGAUGAUUCUCAAGAAGCUGCUGAUGAAUAUGAAAAACAAUUGAUUAAUAAUUUUGCUAAAAAAGAUUCGGUGAAAUUACCUUUAUUUGAUUUAUUUUUAUUAGGUUGUGCACCGGAUGGUCAUAUUGCUUCAUUAUUUCCUAAUCAUGGUGAACAAUUGAGAGAAAAAUUAGCUUGGGUUUUACCAGUAUCAAAUGCUCCUCUGGGACCAGAAAAUAGAAUAACUUUAUCUAUCCCAGUUAUAUGUCAUUCCGCAAGAGUGACAUUUGUUGUUGAAGGGUUAACUAAGGCACCAAUUAUUAAAACCAUUAUGGAAAGACCAGAAAAAGGUUUACCAAGUUCAAUUGUUAAUGAAGGUGCUGCUGGUAGAGUGAGUUGGUUUGUUGAUGAUGAUGCAUUGAAUGAUUUGUUUGAUAUAACUAAAAAGAAAUACAAAUAUUUAUCUAUACCUGAACCAAGUCAUUAA
Molecule: messenger RNA, 1044 nt
Organism: Candida albicans SC5314
Lineage: Eukaryota; Fungi; Ascomycota; Pichiomycetes; Serinales; Debaryomycetaceae
Exons: 1
Coding region: 1-1044 (347 amino acids)
Biological process (GO): carbohydrate metabolic process; pentose-phosphate shunt
Molecular function (GO): 6-phosphogluconolactonase activity
Source: RefSeq, a predicted model, not a curated record